AUGUGUCCGGCUCUCAUGCCGUGCAGAGGGCCGUGUUAUGUUCGGCGUGGCCAGGCCCUCGAGUCGACCACCACCACAUCUGGCACAGACAUCGCCGCAACUGUCGCAGCCCUCGUCGUACCAUGCCUCUCCUUCGCGCUGGUGCUCUGUUCACCUCCGCUAUCGUGGUGGCGGCCGCCUGCCUCUCAACAAACCCCCGGCAAGAGUCAACUCCCUUUCAUACCCCUUCUUCUCCCCUGCUCGUCUCCUCUGCCUGUUGCCGUGCGAGCGUUGAGGAAGCGGUGGGCUCAUCACGUCGGAACUGGCGCGGUGUGCCGACUGUUGAGCACGCGGCGUUGCGACACUCCGCCGGUCAGCAGGAAGCCACCGUUGCUGCUGCAGUUGCUUCUUCUUGGUGGGCAGCUGCCGCACGUUCUUUGGCCCCUCGCCGCGGUGGAAUGGUGCCGCAGCGGUAGACAGCGUCGCGUCCGGCACCCGAAGAGCCCGCCACACACCACCACGGCCACGCCCUCUGCCUCUUCCACAGCGCCAGUGCAAUUUCCUCGACGAAGGAGCUCUUGCGCGAGAUGUGGUGGUUCAUCAGCGCUCCGGCGACGCAAUGCUCCACGACAAUGCUUGAAAGAUAGAGGACGCCUUGGCGGUGCGCCUGCUCUGCGGGAGACACUUGGCGUUCUCAGCAAUCAGAAUCAUUGUCGUGUCUGCUUUAAUUUCUCUUGUUUUCGUGCCUUUAUCUCAAUUUCUUCUCCCUCUUUCCACUCCGUUUUUCAAUCGCAUCUUCUUUCCUUUUACAGUCAUAUUUAG
Messenger RNA from Leptomonas pyrrhocoris, 801 nucleotides. RefSeq lists its product as hypothetical. The record is from RefSeq and is a predicted model, not a curated record. The transcript has a single exon. The coding region runs from base 1 to 801 and encodes 266 amino acids. NCBI's taxonomy places the organism in Eukaryota, Euglenozoa, Kinetoplastea, Trypanosomatida, Trypanosomatidae.